This is a messenger RNA of Rhodamnia argentea, 2299 nucleotides long. Its product is annotated as mitochondrial carrier protein MTM1-like. Bases 785 to 1903 code for a protein of 372 amino acids. The transcript has 10 exons. The record is from RefSeq and is a predicted model, not a curated record. Lineage: Eukaryota; Viridiplantae; Streptophyta; Magnoliopsida; Myrtales; Myrtaceae. Gene Ontology annotation, biological process: mitochondrial transmembrane transport.
GGUCUUUCUCUGCCACCGAGUCCGAGUCAGCCACGCCAUCUCCCUCAGUUGCGCGCCACGUAUCAGUCUCCCCUCGUUGCCACGCAACCUCCUCACUCUCCGAAAGGCCUAGAAGGAUUUGUCUUUCACCAGAAAAUUUAGUGGAAAAGAUGGCCAGCUUCCGAAACCAAACCAACCCCUCUGAAAAGCUCCCUGCUGACAGAAUAGCUGACGCUGAGCUGGGUAGCUAGAAAGAAGCCAUCUCCCGAGGCACAUGACCCACAACUCACCACGCAAUUCUCCUCAGCACCAAUCCCGAUUCAUAUUCACUUUCGUAUUACGAAUUCUUUGGCGCUCUCUGCUUCGCGCUACUGAUCAGAAUCUCCUCUUCUUCUUGCGCUUGCAAGACCAUUAAUUGAUACCUUAACAAGUCCUUGGAACUUCUUUGCCCAAGUUGAAUUUCGCAAUCCAUUCAUUACUCAAGCCGUUAUUUAUCCAGAAUUGUAACUUCUCCUCUUCCAUUGAGUUGCCUUGGGAAGACAAAGUCGGCCUAACCCUUUCCUUUUCAAUAAAAAUCGAGACUUUACGGACGAUAUCCUCUUCCUGACAACAAAUUCUCGCCUGUUUCAUUGGAAGUGAGGGUUAGAAUGAAUUGAGAGAGAGAGAGAGAGAGAGAAGAGGUUAUAAUUCUGAGGUGGGUAUUUUGGUCGGAUCAAGACCAGGCGUGCCUGCGACGUCUUCUUGGUUAGGCGCUGCGACAACAAGAGUUGAUUUUGACGGUAAAGUACCCUCUGUUUCGAAGAAGAUGGUCGGCGAAGGCAAAGAAAACUUGUCAGAGAAGAAAUUCGUUUCGGACGUCGAGUUGGGUAUUGGAGAGAGGGCUUUCUCUGCGGCUGGUGCUGCCAUCAUCUCCGCAAUCAUUGUCAACCCUCUCGAUGUCGCCAAGACAAGGUUGCAAGCUCAGGCUGCUGGAGUCCCUUUUAAGGGGCUGUGUCACAUGUCCUCAUUCGAUUUGAAUGUGAUGCUUCCAGACUUAAGAAGUUACACAUCAUGCACACGUUCCGUAUUUGACAAUGAACCAGUGUGCCCUCCCGAAUGUGGCCGGUAUAAAGGGACUCUGGAUGUCUUCUACAAAAUCAUACGCCAGGAGGGAUUUUCAAGGCUGUGGAGAGGCACAACUGCAAGCUUGGCUUUGGCAGUGCCAACGGUGGGAAUCUAUUUGCCGUGCUAUGAUAUCUUACGCAAUGUGAUGGAAGAUUAUACAACAGAACACAUGCCAAGCUUGACACCAUACAUUCCAUUGCUUGCAGGCUCAGCUGCUAGAUCAUUAGCCUGUAUUUCUUGUUAUCCUGUGGAAAUGGCAAGAACGCGGAUGCAGGCAUUCAAAGAAAUGAAAAAUGGUCCAAAACCUCCAGGAGUUUGGAAGACAUUGCUUGAGGUCAUUAACCCUGUCCGAAGCACAAACAGCCUUCAAAAUUUGCAAACCUUCCGCAUUCUGUGGACUGGUCUUGGAGCACAACUCGCACGUGAUGUUCCUUUUUCUGCAAUCUGCUGGUCAACUCUCGAGACGAUCAGGCAGAAAAUCUUUGAAAUGGUUGGAGAGGAACCCAGUGCAGGCAUUGUCCUUGGGACAAAUUUUUCUGCUGGUUUUGUGGCCGGAACAAUUGCAGCUGCUGCAACUUGUCCAUUGGAUGUGGCAAAGACAAGGCGGCAGAUUGAGAAGGAUCCGACAAGGGCAUUAAACGUGACAACAAGACAAACUUUAGCUGAAAUAUGGAGGGAUGGUGGGAUGAAAGGAUUGUUUGCUGGAGUAGUCCCUCGAGUUGGCCGCGCCGGUCCAUCGGUUGGAAUAGUCGUGUCAUUCUAUGAAGUCGUCAAGUAUUGUUUACAUCACAGACACACUAAAGAUGGUGGAAGAGGAUAAGGUACCUACUGUACGUCCUUUUGUCGUUCAUGCCAGGACUAGCCAUGUUCAACCUCAGCCAUCGAUCUAGGAUUGACACUGCAUGCAGCGAUGGGAAGAGGACUUAAGAGAAUGAUACAAAAGCGGAUCCACCACCGACGAGCGUGCAAAAUUGGUCAUUUUGCUUCGUCGGCUGGUGGAUAUACAUACACCUGAUGCAUCUAAUAAUUCCUUUUGGUCAUUAAUGUCGAAAUGAGCUCAGUGCUUCAUGGCAUAUGGCAAAUUGUAAUACGAGGAAUUGAAGUCCCUUUUUGUUUCUUCUUCUUUUUUGGAUCAUCCAAAAUUACAAGGUUUACUUAAAUUGGAUCUUCUAGCUUUUAGCUUCAAUUCUUUUAAAGAGAAGCCCCCCAAAGCAAA